Molecule: messenger RNA, 2079 nt
Organism: Bombyx mori (domestic silkworm)
Lineage: Eukaryota; Metazoa; Arthropoda; Insecta; Lepidoptera; Bombycidae
Gene: Wdr82
Product: WD40 protein
Cellular component (GO): Set1C/COMPASS complex
Molecular function (GO): chromatin binding; protein binding
Source: RefSeq, marked provisional
GCUGUCUUUGUAAUUUAUUAAGUGUGAAAAUUAAAGAACAAAAACAUCGGUUAUAUGCAUAAAAAUGAUGAAACUCGUUGAUCAAGUUGUCCGAAGCUUUAAAGUUGCCAAAGUAUUCCGUGAAAAUACAGACAAAAUUAACAGUAUAGAUUUUUCUCCUAAUGGGGAGACAUUGAUUUCAUGUAGCGAAGAUGAUCAAAUCGUUAUAUACGAUUGUGAAAAAGGAACACAAAUGAUUACGGUCAACAGUAAAAAAUACGGGGUCGAUUUGAUACAUUUUACACAUGCCAAAAACACUGCAAUUCACAGUUCCACCAAAGUAGACGACACAAUACGGUAUUUAUCCCUUCACGAUAACAAGUACAUUAGAUAUUUCCCAGGGCAUACAAAAAAAGUUGUGACAAUGUGUUUAUCCCCGGUUGAAGACACAUUUUUAUCUGGAUCAUUAGACAAAACAUUACGACUGUGGGAUCUUCGGUCGCCUAAUUGUCAGGGACUAAUGCAUUUAUCUGGAAGACCUGUUGCAGCUUAUGACCCUGAAGGUCUCAUAUUUGCAGCUGGCGUUAAUUCCGAGAGCAUCAAGCUUUAUGAUUUGAGGUCUUUUGACAAGGGCCCCUUUGUCACAUUUAAAUUAAACCAAGAAAAGGAAUGUGAUUGGACAGGUUUGAAAUUUUCCCGUGAUGGCAAAACUAUGUUAAUAAGUACCAAUGGGUCAAUAAUUCGUUUGGUGGAUGCAUAUCAUGGAACUCCACUUCAAACCUUCACUGGACACUUAAACAACAAAGGGAUACCUAUAGAAGCAUCUUUUAGUCCUGAUUCCCAGUACAUCUUCAGUGGUUCAACAGAUGGUCGUGUUCAUGUCUGGAAUGCUGAUACUGGUUACAAAGUAUGUGUCUUGAAUGGUGAUCAUCCAGCACCUAUACAAUGCGUACAGUUCAAUCCUAAGUUCAUGAUGCUGGCAUCAGCAUGUACAAAUAUGGCAUUCUGGUUACCCACAAUUGAUGAUGUUUAAUUCUUUAUAUAGAAAAAGUAGACCAAUACUUUGAAUAAUUCCUCCAAGUACCUAAUCAAUUUUAAUGUAUAUUGUAAUGUAUUACUUUUUUGACCAUUUAUAAACCUAAGUUAUGUAGUAAGUGUCAUAAACAAAAAAAUACUAUUUGUUUUAUUAAAAAUGAGGUUUAAUAUUAUGCUCUUACUCUUAGAUUAGUAAAUAGUUGUUUAUGUGGAUGCAUACAAUAAAAGUCACUUAGACACUAUGACCUUUUUGUAUUGAACCCAAUAAACUAUAAUAUCUAAAAGUAUAAAAAGACAAUAUGUAUUAAAACAGGACACAGGUUGUGUUUGGUACACAAUUAAAAUAGGGUUGUCCAUGGAUAUAGAUAAAAUAUGUAGUAAAUCUAUGAAGCAUAAUAAUAUAGGGAAUGAAGAUAAAAUCUAGAUACUGAAGAAAAUUUACUGUGAAACUGGUCUUUGGUAUGUCCAUAAAGUAGAACCAUACUCAUUCAGUCUUUUGGCCUGUGUUACAUUAUAUUGAAUUUGGUAUGUGGCGGCUUGUGGCUAUGCUCAUGGGUUUGUUGAAAUUCAUGAGUAUUGAUAACCAUUUACCACUACGCCUUUGAUGAAAAUCAGUUCAGAAAAUGAAACAUCAAUAAGAGCCAAGGCAAGAGUUAUACUAAACCUUAGGGCAGACCAACAAACUGGAGAAGCAAUUGGUCCAAUAAAAAAAAAAGAGCAAGAUCCCAACACACUUAUUCUAAUGUUGGAAGAAGGAAAAGGGAGAUCAAGAAGAAUCAUAACUGAAGGAGUUGCGAAAGGUGAAAACAAAGGAAAUUGUUAGAAAAGAUCUCUAUCAGGAGGCACUGAGUUCAUCUAAUAUAUAAACCUACUUCAGAAGAUAAUAUCUAUUAUUUAAAAUAGUCAAUAAAAGACAUCAUCUCAUUUUUCUAUUAGAAAACCCUCAGAUAAGUAGUUUAUUACUAUAGUGGCUAAGUCAAUUGAUAAACAAUUUUGUGACUUUAUUAUUCCGUGUUUUUAAAAUAUAAUACAUAAUUGUGCAACAGAAACUAAUGGAUAGGAAAU